Messenger RNA from Scophthalmus maximus (turbot), 7014 nucleotides. RefSeq names its product whirlin b (gene whrnb). Gene Ontology annotation, molecular function: protein binding. The transcript has 11 exons. The coding region runs from base 509 to 3412 and encodes 967 amino acids. Gene Ontology annotation, cellular component: cilium; plasma membrane; stereocilia ankle link complex. NCBI's taxonomy places the organism in Eukaryota, Metazoa, Chordata, Actinopteri, Pleuronectiformes, Scophthalmidae. The record is from RefSeq and is a predicted model, not a curated record. Gene Ontology annotation, biological process: sensory perception of sound; auditory receptor cell stereocilium organization.
AUGGAGAGGGAGAGAGAGGGAGAGAGAGGACACCGCUGGAGAAACCCGGAGUUUGUGUCGUGGACAGAAUAAUCACGGUGAAUGUCAUGUGUCACUCUCCGGCUCCCUUGUUUCCACGGAGUCUGACGCGCCGGGUUCAUUUCGCACGGGACACUGUUUGAAUCGUCCCAUCGAAGCGCAGCGCUUUUUGUUGUUCGUGGAACAGUGAAAAAGAAAGAAAGACUGCAGGGGCUGAAAGACCAGCGCGAAAAAAGAAUGCGCGCAUCGACCUGCAAACUGAUUUUUUCUUUUCGACCGGUACACGGCGCGCGGAGUGGGCCACGUCGGGCGCAGUGAUUACGCGCGCAGGUCUCCGGUCACCUGUUGAAGUUGCCCGACGCGCGGCGCGGCGCGCCGUGACGCGCGUCGCCCUCGGAACGGAGGACUCGACCCGAACGGCGGUUUUCAGCCAAAUGUCCAGUCCGUCCUCGGCCCAGUGUGAUGCACCGUCUGCGCGUUAUGUUGCAGGAUGAGCGCUGACCUGGAGCGCGCUUCGCACCACACAUCGCUGAACUCGGGCGGCCCCGGCGGCCGUGCGCUCUCGGCGAACGUCCGGCGGCUGCACAACGCUCUCAACGUGCUGCUCAGCGACGUGGAGAGGGAGCACUUCAUCCACUGUCUCAAUGUGUACCACGCCAAGCGCAACGUCUUCGACCUGGUCCAGACCCUCAAAGUGAUUCUCAGCACGCCCGGCAAACGACAGCUCCUGCCCAUGUUGCGCCUGGUCAUCCCGCGGUCCGACCAGCUGCUCUUCGACCAGUACACGUCCGAGGGACUCUACCUGAAGACGGACCUGCUCCCCAGCAACGGCAGCGCGGAGGGCUUCGAGGACGAGGGUGACUCAGCCCUGCAAAACUAUGUCAGCUCCAUCCAGGAGGAGCAGCCCCCCGCCUCGGGCUGCCCGGACGGGCUCUGCGCCGCGGCGGAGCUGUCGGCGUCCAUGGCCCCGCCGUUCCUCGAUGGCUCAGUCGGAGAAGUUCGCAAAGUCACCCUGACGCGCUCCAGGAGCCACGAGGGACUGGGCUUCAGCAUCCGCGGGGGGUCGGAGCACGGCGUGGGCAUCUACGUGUCCCUCGUGGAACCGGGCUCGUCGGCCGAGAGGGAAGGACUGCGGGUCGGGGACCAGAUCGUGACCGUGAACGACAUGAUGUUCAACAAUGUCACGCACAUUGACGCAGUGAAGGUGCUGAAGGGAUGCAAGAAGCUGGCGAUGUCCGUGUCGUCUUUGGGUCGGAUCCCUGGAGGCUACAUCACCAACCACGUGUACAGCUGGGUGGACCCGCAGGGCCGGAGUGUCUCCCCACCGCCAGACAGCCAAGAGGCAAACCAGAGGCAAGGGCCCGGUAUGGAGGAGAGGACGGUAAGCCUGAAUAUGGAUGACGGUCGCUCUCUGGGCCUGAUGAUCAGGGGCGGUGCUGAGUACGGUUUGGGGAUCUACAUCACGGGAGUGGACCCUGGAUCUGCUGCAGACGUCGGUGCAUUAAAGGUGGGCGACCAGAUUCUGGAGGUGAACGGUCAGAGCUUCAUCACCAUUUGCCACGAUGAGGCAGUCCACAUCCUCAAGACAGGACGCCGCCUGCUGAUGAAGGUUAGGGACGUCGGCCGCCUGCCUCACGCGCGCACAGUGGUGGACGAGACCAAGUGGCUCUGCAGUCAGGGCAUAGCCGAGACCAACGCCACAGCUGGCCCGACUCCUGUCUCCAAUCCCGCUGUCAAUGCUGGUAUCCACGCGAGUGUCGGUGGCAGUGGCUGCAGUUCGAGACCAUCCUCGGCCAGAGCUCCACAAGUAUUAGGAAAGCCGGCCGUAUACCGAGCCGUGGGUCCGCCGGGGGUCCAGGUGUCUCUGGAGCAGCAGGCCUACAUGCUGCUGACAGAGCCGGAGAGGAAGACGAUGGCCUACUACCUGCAGGAGUACCAGGAGGGACACAUAGGAGCGGAGCCGCUGGCCAUGGCUCUGUUUGAGCUCUUCAACACACAUGCGAAGCUGUCCAUGUUGUCCGAGGUGAGGAGUCUGGUGUUGCCGCAGGAUCUGGAGCUGUACGACCGGCUGGUGCUGCACCGCGAGAGGGAAGCCCACCAGGCGUGGCACGGAGGCCUGGGAGUGCUGCACCCGCAGGGCCUUUGCAACCACGCGGCCCCCGUGAUCCACGAUGCAGUUCACACUGUCCCUGCUACGCAGGACGAACUGCUGGCUUCAUGUGAAUCUCCUCCACCCUUCAGGGGUGCUCCUCUCCAGGCCCAGUUCAGGUUGCCAAGGGAGAAGGAGCUGAAGCCUUCGGCCCGGCUCAUGCAGCCCGGCUCCGGCCUGCUCUUCUCUGGCCCAACGCAACUGCUCCAGGACUGCCUCCACAAGUCCCUCAGAUCCCUCCCCAUCACCCACCAGCCCUCCCCGGCCUUGGCAGAGCACGCCGGCUCCGGGGCCGGCCACCACACUUCCCUGGGUGCGCUCCAUCACACCUGCCAGACUUUCUUCCAGCUCUCCGACGCCGAACACCUCAACCACCCGCACUAUGCCCACCACUUCCACCACCAUCCUGCUCACCACAACAGGCCCAGUUCGGGACACCACACCUGCCCGGGCUUCCUGCACCACCGGGACUCCUCCGGCUCUGCUAAACCACAGGGAUCUGUCAGGCUCUCGUCCAGAUCCAGCUCCUACGAAAGGUCCUCCAUCUUGUCAAAGUCGGCGUCCUCCUCGAAAGCGGCGUCUCCCAUGCCGUCCCCGCAUCCAUCCCCCCGUCCCUCGCCAUGCCCCUCCCCCUGCCCCUCUCUCAUCACACCCGCUGCUCCGCCCUGCAGUCCUGACCUCCGCUGCUCACCGGCCCUCAUUCACAAAGUCAUCAUCACAGACACAAACCGGCUGUCUGCAGACUCCAGACCACAGCAAAGAGGGGCCACUCUGUCCCAGCUGUCGGAUAGCGGCCAGACCCUGAGCGAGGACAGCGGGGUGGACAUAGCCGAGGCGGGGGGCCUCAGCAAGGAUGGCAGCCCUCGACCCAGCAAGAACCAGAGGGGCCACCUCGAACAGCCGGGGGCCCAUGCACCCCCUCCAGGGGCCACGAGACAAACUGGCUCGCCGGUCCCGGCGCCCGCUGCCACCCUGGUGCGAGUGGUGAAAAACGCCAACACCCUCGGCAUCGCUAUAGAGGGCGGAGCCAACACGCGGCAACCGUUGCCGCGCAUCGUAACCAUUCAGAAAGGAGGCUCGGCUCAUAGCUGUGACCAGCUGAAGGUGGGUCAGGUCAUCCUGGAGGUCAACGGCGUUUCCCUGAGAGGCCGCGAGCACAAGGACGCCGCCCGCGUCAUCGCCGAGGCCUUCAAGACCAAGGACCCGGAUCACAUCGACUUCCUGGUGGUCGAGCCGGGACCGUGACCGCAGGACCAUGCACUUCAAUGCAGCUUUGAUUUAACACGAAGGACGCUGUUCUGCCGCUUUGAGGGAAACACGUGGGACUCCGCGCGAGGUUGUCCCGUCAUCACGGCCCCUCAUUUUAAUUUCAGGGAAAGGUGUGUUUCGGGUAUGCGCUGAUUGCACUCAACGGAGAUUUGCACAAUAUGAAUUCAGAAAAAAAAAGGAUUUGACAUUAACAUUUGCCAUGCGAGUCCAACGCUAUUCGCAUCCGUUCCAUUAGUUAUUUCUCUUUUAUCAGUAUUUAAUCCCUGAAUGUCAAUGUGUGUAACCAGGGGGAGCGCUAGUACUCAACAAAUAAUAUUUAAAAACAGCCAAUAACAUCACAGUCAGUCGAGCGAGUCCUCGGUUGUCCUGUGUUUUUGAAAUUUGUUUUAUUCUUCAUCUCAUAUCUGCGGAGGCAGCGCUGCCCUGGAGGCAGGCGUAAACUUUGAAAGGAGCGUUUGGGUUCAGAGCGGCAAGGAUCAAUUUCCAUUUCCAUCAGAAAAGAAAAAUAACAUUGUGAUAUUUGAACAUCAAGUGAGACGGGGGAAGACUCCAAAAACAAUCCGGGGGUGAAACAGGAAAGAGAGAAUAUAAUAGAGCAUUUAGUGACAGGAUCACAGCAGCACGUCAAUGUGGUGACGCCCGUGCAUUAUUACAUGAUAACUCAGUAGUCGAGGCUCUCAGCGUCUUCGUGCACCGUCUUCACGUUCAUCCCGGUUGCACGCAAAGUUUCGUGACUGUAUCCGGAUCACGAUCGCGUCUGAUAACACAGAAAUAUCAUCCGACUGAUGUUCGGCGUAAUGAUCCUGAUGUAAUCCGGAACCAAAACUCAUUAUUUCCAUAUCUAAACAAGCCCAGCGUGGUUAAAUCGACUGUUUACUAAUCACUUUUAGAAAUCAAACAUCCAUCAGCAGCUAUGUACAUACAUAUACUGUAUACGCGUUCAACCCAUCAUAAUUAUUUUCAUAAUGUACAUGCUUUAUCAUCUGCUCAGUGUUUCAUAGCAGCAUUUGACAUCUGUAUGUCCUUAUGAUACGGUCAUUGAUGGUUUGACCUUUUGUAUAUACUGUAGAUUGCCCAUAGUCCUUACAUGAGAUGACUCUAUAUAACUUUUUUAUAUUGUGAAAUAGUUUACAGUAGAAGAGCAUUUAAUAUUAUACUAGAUUUUAAUACUACUUUACAUUACUCGUGUUUUUAUUUCAGCUUGAGGUUCAGGGCAUGCCAUGGUCUACGUCAACCCCCGUCUCUUAUAUGACACGUUUCGUUGAGAAGGUUACGACAACCGGAUUACAUAUUCUAUCAAUGUGACGUCCCACGUUUGCUUUUUUCAAUAUUGUACAAUAUUGACUUACUGUUGCAGCGUUCUAAGAUUCAGUUGAGACUCGCAAGAGCACUUGGUUUACGUUAGUGGAAGAUCAUGGUUUGGUUUAAUGCAGAAAAAUCUCAGUGACUUCCGACGCAACCUCCUCAUGUACCCCAUCUUCCCGAGCCCUUACCCCGAGUGCUUCUGUUGCACAGCUGCACAUAUACCAGCUUCUUCAUAUGCCUGCCGCCCUCCGCUGGGCCUCCUCUCAAUGACUCCGCUGCUGUCAAUAAAUGUAGCGCUCCGUACUUUCACCCAUCGAUUGCGCAGAGACGUGGCACUCCUCCGGGACGGACUCGUCCGCACAGCGACCCCCGGAUCCGACCCCCCGCGCGGCGGAGAUCAAUGGAGGACAUAAAUCAGCAUAUCCUUAUCCCGCUCUCCGCAGGGGGGGGGGGGUUGCUGAUGAGGAACGGCGACACAGUGUCGAGUCAGUGAAUUGCAAAUGCACCGUACGGGGAAACGGCGAUUUUUCCAUUUGAAUAUCCUCUCAUGACUAAUAAGAUGCAGGAGCAUCAUGGCAGCACUGACUCGACUGGAGCAAACUGUACUUUACAACAGCUUCAGAUUCUUUUAAAAAUAACGAUGACGCGGAUCACUUUCAAGCAUUACCGGCACUCACAUACGUUAUCUAAUGCAAGUCAACAGCAGCUCCGACGUGGGCCUCUCCGGACCCCUCAGGGCGGCUCAGAGCCGCUGUACCAGACUGCAUCCUUUCAUUUGUGCGUAUCAUUUUUAAAUCCUGUACAUUUAACCUGAGUUUCCAUUUUCAUUAUUUUGCGAUAUUUAGCUCCUCUGUGUACGAGGUCGUUCAGACUUUUGCACAUCACCAACUCUCCCAAAUGACAUUAUGGUUUAAAAUAUAUAAAGAUGAUCUAUUUAGUAUUACUUUGUAGAAGAAUCAACUUGUUCUAUCCACCCCGUGAGCAGGCCUUCCAUUGGCCUCAAGAAAAACAACAAAAUGAUUUGUUGAGGUCGAUCUUUUUGUUGUUAAAGGGCAAGUGAUGCUGUGUCGAUUUAGUCUCUAACCGGAGAACAAGGAAGUGCACAUUUGAUCGGACGUUAUUGGGGAAGUGAGCGUGCGUCCGCCGUGUUUCCUGUGAAACCUUGACAACCCUGGAUGUGGCUCUGGGGAGCUUCAUCCAAGUCUGAGACGGCCCUGUAGACUCGACCUCAUGGACACCGAGAGUCAAAUGCUUGCAGAGAUUUACCAUUGGUUGCAUCAUGGGAAAAUCCAGAUUCUAGUGUCCUCUUUUUGGACUUCUGCUGCUGCUGCUGCUGCUGCUGCCCCUUAAAAAGCGGUUACUGUACUUAUUUCUGUGUUUAUAGGAUCCCUGUCUCAACCAUGCUCCGUCUGUUUGUUUCUAAAUCAUAGGAUCUACAGCAUGAGUUGUUUUUUUAUAGUCAAAUUUAACCCGGGCCCAGGACAUCCGAAAGAGAAUGCACUAUAGCUGACAGAAGCAUGUCAUUGCCUAGAGCAGAGGGCUGUUAACUAGAGCAGUUGUAAAACUGUGCUGUAGAAAGGAGCAGGGGAAAUAUAUAUUUAUAUAUAUAUAUAUAUAUAUACAUGGCUCGUAUUUGUUCUGAGACGUGUGUGUCUGUUCUUUUCAUAACUGUAACCACAGUCCAAAGGCGUACAGUCGGGCCAAGCAAUCUCAACAAUGUAUCUCUGGCCGAUUGUGUUCAUGAUGGCUAUAUUCUAUUUUUAUAAUUCAAACGACAUAAUCACACCAGAGUGAGAUAACACCCGGCGUUUAUAUCUGAUGUGUGAGCACUGUUCUGGAUUCACGGAGGAUGCGCUUGGUGAGAUUACUGUGCCGUUUGUAAUUCUGUGUAAAUUAUAUGAUGUUCUCUUUUGUGUGUGAAUGCAAACGAGUUCUAAAAUGAUAAACGCUUGUACAGAAAGGGCGGCACACAGAUCCGUGGAGCAGCAGAUAGAGUACGCGGCGAGGGGCUAGAGACCCCCUUUGCGGCAGAUAUAACCGCUGACAUCUCUUGUGCGUUCCAACCCCCCCCAACCCCCCCAUGUCCCGUCACAGCCGUGUCGGCAACGGCAGUAUCCUUCAGAACAAGUCACGCAUUCGUUGUUUCGGUUCUUACGAUAUCUUUUGUUUCUUCUUUUUUCCAAAAUGUCGGAACAAGUGAAAUCCUUCCGAGCGUGUCCCACACAAAUUUCCUGUAGACAUAAUAAUAAAAAAGUCUGAUGUCUCAAAAAGUG